AUGUCGCUGAGCCCCAAGCACACGACGCCCUUCUCCGUGUCCGACAUUCUCAGCCCCAUCGAGGAGAGUUACCGCAAGCUCGGCGGCAUGGACGGCGCGGCGGGCCUGGGCGCGCCCCUGGGGGCCGCGUACCGCGCGCCGGGCCCCGGCCCGCAGGCGCACGCGCUCGGACCCGGCGCCGCCGCCUACCACCUGCCGGGGGUCGCGCAGUUCCCGCACGGCGCCGUGGGCGGCUACUGCGGCGGCCUGGGCGCGGGCGAGCUGCCCGCCUACCCGGACGGCGUGCGGGGCGGCGCGGGCGCGGCCAGCGGCUGGUACGGCGCCAGCCCGGACCCGCGCUACCCGUCAAUCUCUAGGUUCGUGGGGCCGUCGGCGGGCGUGGGCGUGAGCGGCGUGGGCUCCCUGACGGGCAUCGCGGACGCCGCCAAGUCGCUGGCCGCGGCGCCGCGCAGGAAGCGGCGGGUGCUCUUCUCGCAGGCGCAGGUCUACGAGCUGGAGCGGCGCUUCAAGCAGCAGCGGUACCUGUCGGCGCCCGAACGCGAGCACCUGGCCGGCCUCAUCCACCUGACGCCCACGCAGGUCAAGAUCUGGUUCCAGAACCACCGCUACAAGAUGAAGCGGCAGGCCAAGGACAAGGCGGCGCCGCCGCCGCAGGAGGGCCUGGGCCCGUCGUCGCCGCGCCGCGUGGCCGUGCCCGUGCUGGUGAGGGACGGCAAGCAGUGUCCGAGCGGCCCGGCCACGCCGCCGCCCGCCGAGCCGCCCAGUCCGCACGGCCCGGGCGCUGGCCUGGCCGCGCUGGACGCCGCGCCCGGGGACUUCGGCGCGGGGCUGGGCGCCGGCCUGCUCUACGGCAGGACGUGGUGA
Molecule: messenger RNA, 864 nt
Organism: Sorex fumeus (smoky shrew)
Lineage: Eukaryota; Metazoa; Chordata; Mammalia; Eulipotyphla; Soricidae
Gene: NKX2-4
Product: NK2 homeobox 4
Exons: 2
Coding region: 1-864 (287 amino acids)
Biological process (GO): cell differentiation; regulation of transcription by RNA polymerase II
Cellular component (GO): nucleus
Molecular function (GO): DNA-binding transcription factor activity, RNA polymerase II-specific; RNA polymerase II cis-regulatory region sequence-specific DNA binding
Source: RefSeq, a predicted model, not a curated record